AAAUUUUGUUUCCAUGGAUACGGAAAGUGAGUGUGACGAUGAUCGUCUGCGUUUCACAGCUUGCGAUGGUGACCACCAGGGGCGUGCAGCUGGCGAUGUUGUUCAUGGCGGGAGUCGAGAACGCUAUGUUCGCAAACGACGCGUGUGGCGCCCCCGUCCCGGCUCCACACUGUUUCCCCUGGCUGUUCUUCGACGGGAAACUGUUCCACAGCAAGCUGCUGAAAGCCAGCAACGAUAGCAAGACGCUGCUAGAACUUUGUGACGGUCAGGUGGAGCAGGUCGCGACGGUUGAGCGCAUGCGGCAGGCCGUCCUGCAGGGCUUGAAGUUUGACGAUGUGUUCGCGAGACCGCAGCUUCCGUGCGCGUUCGAGCAGCCGGCCGGAAUCUACCCGAACCCGCCUCCCUUCCCGCUUCACUUCCUCGUUGGCGAGCCGAUCGGACCGAUCCCGCCACCGGGACACCCCGGCGUCGGACGCGGCAUGCCCCCGCCGCCGGUGGCGUCACCUAGGAACGGAGGCAUCGCGGGGAGGGCGCCGCCGGGAUACGGACAGUACAACAGUAAGCGAGGGCUGCUGACGCGGGGAGGCAAGCUGGAGAUUGCGGGGAUGACGGUGGCGCACUGGGGAGCGAACAUGGGCGGAGGAGGAGGAGGAGGCGGAGGAGGAGGAGGUCUGGGUCGCGGCCUUCACCACGCGCCGCUCCACGACAUGCAGGUCACCUCCGUCGGUGGAGGGUUCCGCGGAUCGUACCGGGGUGUCGUGUCGACGCGGGCGAGGGGAGGACGCGCUGCAGCCACCGGCAGGGGAGGAAUGCAGGUCAAGGGAGGCAAGGCCACGAGAGGAGGAGGCGCGGCGGGGAAGAAGGUCGUCAAGGUCGUCGCGGUGAAGGACGCUGCCAAGGGCAAAGGUCGCGGUGCCACGAUAGACACCAGUGACGCCGGCACGGUGGAGGUGAGCGAUCUGCUGAGCGGAGAGAACGGAGUCAAGGAGGAGCCGACGACGGAGAAGGAAGCCCUGCCGGAGGAGGGGAAGGAGGCGGCAGUGGAGGAGGAGGAGGGAGAGGUCGCCGCCGUGGAAGAGGAAGACCCUUCUUCCGACCAGUUCGAAGACGUUCCCGAGGAGGUCGCGAAGGUGGCGCUGACGGUCGACGCGGUCGUGCCUGCAGAGGGCGCUGUCAGCGAGGAGUAGACGCGGCGCGAGUGUUCUCCGGGAGCGUGAGGGUUCGCGCGAGACGUUCGCUUGUUAGUGCCGGCGGCACGACUGAGUGGAGAGUUUGUGAAUCGUGGGACGUCUCGCCUUUGAAGAUGGCGGCGCGUGACAUCCCCGCGGGUCGCAAACAAGCGAACGUGUCGUCGCGCUCCGACGCCGCGCCGGGGUCGCGUUUUGUACAUUGCAUAGAUUGAUUUAUUUUUCUAUUAUUAUUAUUAUAAUCCCUUUGAAGAAGCUGCGAAACCAACUGUUGACUACCGUCGUUGUUGUUGUUGGUGGAGUGUGUCAGUCACAUACGUUGGACAGCAGAAAGACAUAAACGGACGGACAGACAGACAGACAGACCGACGAACAGACAGACAGACGUAAAACAGUAACACACUCACAGGUGUUCCUCCACUUGUCGUCGUCGUGGCGACGCACGCUGCGAAUUGUUUCCGGGUGGGGGAGGGGGGGUGGGUCCGCGAAAAGUGCUGCACCCUGCUGGAGGUCUGCGGCGGCCGUCAAUGCGUCGCCGUGCCGACCUAUUGGCCAGUAGGGGGCGCACCGAGUUCAAUAGUAAAUUUCAAAUGUGGAGCGGGGGUGGGGGGGGGGCAACUCGCCACUUGGCUAGUUGUAUUUGUAUCUUGAUUCAAAAGCGAGAUGCGUGCGUAGAAAACGCAUCGAAAACACAACGUGAGAGAAUAGGUGGAAAGCAAGCAGAUAGAUGUUAGAUACACUCGCAUUUCGAUUUUAAACGUAGCACAGUGUUGAACAAUGAGAUACGCGGCAACAACAGAAAUACUCUACGACAGAAGUAGUUGUGCGUACGCGUACAUAGAAACGUAACCCGUACGUUGAUUGAGAACAUGCACUGAUAACGAGCGACUGAAGAGAAUCGGGGGUUUUUUCCCCCACUCGGUAUUACAAAAAAAUGCGCAAGAAGCGAGGAAAACGCGGCAUGGCAUUACCGAAGCACACUUAUCGAGUCGUUAGCGACUCGUUAUAACGAGAUGCGCUUCAGCAUUGUCUGAAGUCGCCACGGUGAUCGCAGGGGGUCCUUUUGUCGGUACUCCCGAAAACAUCACAAACACGUUUGAACACUACUCUACACCAGUGAUGCAAACUUGCAGACAGUGGAAGAGUGGGGCGCGGUGGGAGCUCAGGGGUCGCCCUCGCUUGCGGCAGGGGCGUCGUCCUGCCUCCGCGUUCCUUCCGUAAACACCAUUGUGUCCCCCGGUAACGCGGGAUUUUGAUCAUGAAGUUACGUCGAAAAAAAUGAAAAGACAACGUUGUCGUCGGCGACGUUGGUAGCGGGGUUUUUCGCGACCCACUUAGUCUUGCUGCAGCGUUGUCCGGCCGUCGCGCCGGGCAUGGUUAAAACUACACACGGUUGGUGUAAACUAGGAAUUCUGACUAUCUCUGCUCAGUAAAAGAUCCCUUUUCUAAAUUACCCGCUUUUGUGCUUGACCCUGUCGUUUCCUGAGGCGGGCAGGAAUUCAGAAUAGGUGGGAGAAUGAAGCUCGAAUUUAGAGCCACGGAACAAAAAACCACGCUUGCAAAUAUCUAGCGUUUCUGAAGUGAAUUGAUCCAACAGGGUAAAUGUAUUUUUGAAAGUAUAAUGUGAAUAAGUUCCAAACACAUGUAAACAGUUUGUAUUAGUUAAAAUAAUUGUGUUGCCAGAAUAUGUUAUUUGACGAACACCGAUCGGAGCGGGAAACGUCUCGUCCCUAACGAGUAAUUAUCAUUACGCAUCUAAUUAUAAUGUAAUUAACAUUACCUGCCCGUGUUAUUGAUUAUGUCAUGAACGAGUGUUUCGCGGUUGUUCGUCGUUGGUUAGACACAUUGAGUGCAACUAUUAUAAGGUACUAUUCGAGGCGUGGUGUAAAUCGCGACCCAGCGUUUUGCGAUGCGACCGAUUACGUGAAUUGAAAUGUGACUAGAAUGAUUUUCGUCGCUCGUACACAUUCCUGGCGUGCGAGGGCGCCACGGUAGCCGCUUUCGUACCGCAGUCAGAGAACUCGCUUUUGCUUCAAACCGCUGAGAUGGAUGUAGGAGCGUAGGGCAUUCGUAGAAGCGCGCGAGCACUCUAACGUGUGAUUAAGCAACUAGAGACGAAGAGAAACUUGAGAAAAAUGGGUUAGGGUUAUUGAACGUAACUGUACCGCUUUAGGUUUGUGCUGAUUAAUCAUAAUAUCUUAUAAGGAACAAACGCGUGUACGUAGUAGUCGUCUACGACCCACGGGUCGCGCGCGGUAGGUGGCGCCGGUGUCCGGCCUUUGCAUUGCCGUUCGAUUUGGCAGGCCAAUUCGUUCGCGGGUGUUUUUGGAGAAAGUUUUUUCGGCGUAGGGACGCCAUCUGCUGCCGGACCUCGCCCCCCGUUUUCCAGACUUCAGCGGGCAGACUGCAGACAAGAGACUAGCCUUCGUGACAGGUGGCGCUAGUAGUGGGCGUGCGCGUGAAUCGUGACGCUUUAGAAUGACGGUGUAUCUGUCGCAUUUGGAGACUCGCUGUCAGUAGCCUGUACUGCUUAGGGUCACUAACGGUACGCUACUGAAUGCACGACACGCACCCAUGAUACUCGUCUUCACUAUCGCGAUGUCUGUUGGCUGUAGGGCUUGCAGUCACUUUCUGUGGCCUGCCCGUCUGACGGAGCUGAACUUAAUACCCUGUUGGAUCAGUGAAGGGAUCUUUUUAUAUUCUGUGUUCUUCAUCUUUUUAGCAACUCUUUUUAAUGGAACUGUAAUGUGACAAACGAGAAAUCAGUGUAAGAAACUCAGUGUACUUAGUUGUGUAUCCAGUUUGCUUAUCUAGAGGGGCUCAUAAAGUCUGGGCGUUUGGUCGUUGCCCCUAGCAACGGCCACGUUGUCGGUCCUAGCAACAGCGUCAUGGCAUUCAUCUUGGGAUGUUUGAUUUCGUGGGAGACCGUGCAUCAUGUACAACGUGUGUGUGUUCGCUGGUAGCCUUGGCCUCAUAACGAAUAUCCUUCAUAGUCCAAGGGAGUGCAACGAGGAAAGAAAAAAUCUAAUAGAUGAUCAAAUUGACAGGUCAAUACUGUUGAUUGCACUAGUAGAGUUUUCAUUAUGAGUGAUCGACCUGUUCCUACGUGGAAAUUUGUUGCACGGUAAGGGAUUGAACGUGAUCCGGUUUUUCACAUGAACUUUUGGUUAUCAGUAAGUAAAGAAAGCUUAGGCUGUGGUAUAGCACUAGGAGUGUGAAGCUGGUUACAACUGUGAUGCUGUUGUUAGGGGGUCACGACGAAUGCUCAGACCAAACACUUCAAGAGCGUGAACAACUUUUUGUACAGGACAUUGCGUAAGGACCACAGAACUGUAUAACAUCGCGUGUUAAACGCUAUUACUGCUGCUGUUUGUUCCUGCUCCGUAUAGACGGAAACCACGAGGUUUCGUUAUCACUUAGUUGUGUCAGCCGAUCUUAUCGCAGUGACGCGUGCGGUUGUUUCAAUUUCACAAAAUCCUUCCGAUUUGGUUGUACGGUGGCCAAAUUGCGCAUUGAUGCACUAAUCGAUUUUCAUAAUUCCGCAAGAGAUUGUUAUAUAGAGUGCAAGGUUUUGGACAAGACUGCUUCCAUUGCAGUGUUAUCAACUUCAGCCUCAAAUGAAUAGGCCCCAGGUUAUACAGAGGUUUGAAUAUCGCAGACUUGCAACAGAUUCAAUAGUAAUCGACAGGAUUAAUUAGGGAAAAGGUUUUCCCCGGAGACAUUCCAAAAUCCAGACUUGCAGAGAUUGUGGCGACACCUGCAGGGCUGAAGUUGAACUAUGUGCUGUUUUUACAACCAAUGUCUCUGUACAACUAACGGUGUGGCUGGACUGAUGAAUAAAGAGGGUGCUGUUAUUGUAUUGAAA
Molecule: messenger RNA, 5052 nt
Organism: Priapulus caudatus
Lineage: Eukaryota; Metazoa; Priapulida; Priapulimorpha; Priapulimorphida; Priapulidae
Product: constitutive coactivator of PPAR-gamma-like protein 1
Exons: 7
Coding region: 39-1187 (382 amino acids)
Cellular component (GO): nucleus
Source: RefSeq, a predicted model, not a curated record